CUCCUUUCACAUUUGAAGCCUGCCCCGCCGGCCCGGUUUGAAAAACUUUCUCUUUCACAUGCAAUCUUCCACUUCCUCUCUCAUCUCCCUACAUCCCCUAUGGACUGAAUUUCAGAACUUCUGUUGGCUUUAGUCAUCUACCUUUGUACUUGUACUUGUGUUGAUCCUUUUGUUAUCAUUUAAUACUAUGGCCUUGUUUAUUAAUUUCCAUUCAUUAUGAUGAUGAUGAUGAUGAUGAUGGUGUUUAUGAGUUUCAAACUCAAAGUCUUCAGUUAUUGGAAUUAAGGUUUUGGAGUAGCAGUUUUUUUUUCUUUUCUCCCUCUGAAGUUUGAAACUUGUUGGGACUUUUUGAACAUGGAAAUUUCUUGGUAAGAAUUUGAGGAAGAUGGUGUUUAGGAAUAAUGCAAUUCAAGCAGGGAGUUUGGAUGUGGGAAAGUCAAAGGGAAGAAUGAAGAAUGAUGAUGCUGAGGAGGAGAUUGAAUGUUGUGUUCAAUUUAGUUUCAUUAGAAGUUGCAUACCUUCAAGAUCAAAGGUUAAUAGCUCCAUAGGUAGCACCAGUACUCACUAUGUGGAUAAGAAACCUGCAGCUGAGGAAAACAAAAAGGAAACAAGUGCUCCUCCAGGGUCCUCUACAACAAGUAAUGCAGAAAGUAUCCCUUCUACCCCAAAAUUCAGCGAGGAGUUGAAGGUUUCGUCUCAUUUGAGAAAAUUCAAAUUCAAUGAGCUUAAGGUGGCAACUAGGAAUUUCAGACCAGAGAGUCUUCUUGGUGAGGGAGGUUUUGGUUGUGUCUUCAAGGGUUGGAUUGAGGAGAACGGAACUGCACCUGUGAAACCAGGUACUGGGCUAACUGUUGCGGUCAAGACCCUCAACCAUGAUGGACUUCAGGGUCACAAAGAGUGGCUUGCCGAGUUAAACAUUCUUGGUGACCUUGUUCAUCCGAAUCUGGUUAAAUUGAUUGGUUUCUGUAUUGAAGAUGACCAAAGAUUAUUGGUUUACGAGUUUAUGCCCCGUGGAAGUUUGGAGAACCACCUCUUCAGAAAAGGGUCCUUGCCUCUUCCUUGGCUUAUCAGAAUGAAAAUUGCACUUGGUGCGGCCAGAGGUCUUUAUUUUCUCCAUGAAGAAGCUCAGAGGCCUAUAAUCUAUCGCGAUUUCAAGACAUCUAAUAUUCUGUUAGAUGCGGAAUACAAUGCAAAGCUCUCUGAUUUUGGACUCGCCAAAGAUGGUCCUGAAGGGGAAAAGACUCACAUAUCAACACGAGUUAUGGGAACAUAUGGUUAUGCAGCUCCUGAGUAUGUGAUGACUGGACAUUUGACUACAAAAAGUGAUGUAUAUAGUUUUGGAGUAGUGCUACUUGAAAUGCUCACUGGCCGGCGAUCUAUCGAUAAGAAUAGACCAAACGGCGAGCACAAUCUCGUGGAGUGGGCAAGACCUGUACUUGGAGACCGGAGAACCUUCUUCCAGAUAAUUGAUCCUCGCCUCGAAGGUCACUUCUCAGUGAAAGGGGCGCAGAAAGCUGGCCAUCUAGCGGCUCAAUGUCUCAGCCGUGAUCCAAAAUCGAGACCUAAGAUGAGUGAAGUUGUGCAAGCUCUAAAGCCAUUGCAAAACCUCAAGGACAUGGCUAUCUCAUCUUCUCAGUUCCAAUUUGUGCGAGUAGAUCGAACCACGUCCUUGCCAAGGUCUAAAAAUGGCAUGCAAACACAGUUAACAUCUUUAUCAAGGAAGGGUCAACCUGUGAGGAUCUUGUCGAGUCCAAACCGUCCACACGGUUCUCCAUUUCAUCAUUUUAGCAAGUCACCAAAGCCUAAUGGGUAAGAAUAAAGGUGCGCCCUUCAAUUUGUUUCCUUAUUCAUUCAGUUCCCUCAACUUUGGCCAUCAGCUGAUCAGGUGAACGAAACUGUUGUGUUUUUGAGAGUUGCUCUCUCUAAAACUUGAGGAAUCAUCCCGGUUUUCUGUUAUUUUAUUCUCUCAAAUAAGAUUGAGGGAACCAUGACACAGUUUACUACCAAGUUGACAGAAGGUGAAGAUCAAACAUCAUGUACAGCUUUCACUUGGGGAAUUUGUUAUUGUGAAGUUGUUAUACUUUUUCCACCUUUCCAUAGGUUUCCUUCCAUUUAGAAUGUAUUUUUUGUAAAGAAAAGUGGCGGUGUUAACGCAUGUUAUCCAUAGACAUUUGCACACCCCUUGAUCAAUAUACUUUCCAGUAAGUGCUUAUUAAUGUAAUUAAAUGAUAUACUUGGAAUUCAA
Molecule: messenger RNA, 2245 nt
Organism: Lotus japonicus
Lineage: Eukaryota; Viridiplantae; Streptophyta; Magnoliopsida; Fabales; Fabaceae
Product: serine/threonine-protein kinase PBL34-like
Exons: 6
Coding region: 386-1813 (475 amino acids)
Biological process (GO): protein phosphorylation
Molecular function (GO): ATP binding; protein kinase activity
Source: RefSeq, a predicted model, not a curated record